CAUUUUGCUGUGACAAUAAUAAAUAGCAGAUAAGAAUAAGAAUCUAAUCGGUGAGUGACUAGUAUUUGAUGGUUAUACAAACUUGUAGUGAAGCAUUGUGUCGUUAGAGGGCGCCAACGAUACGAUCCUGAAAAUUAAUAUUUGUUUCAAUAUUGUUUGGUAAACAACACAACAUAAAUUUAAUGGUAAUUAAGUAUUUAAAUGAAAAAAUAAUUAAAAUUCAAUCAAAUUUUAUAGCAUUUCGUGAAGUUAUAAGUAUUUUGUGAUAAAUUGUGUUAGAAGUGAUUUCUGCGGGUAAAACAAAGUUUGAGGCCCUAGCAACCGAUAUCUGCAGGCGGCGGGCGCCAGCUGGCCGGCCGGCAGCGCCGCCACCACCACCGCAGCUGCCGCCGCCGCCAGUGCCGCGUCGAUCGUUCACACGAGCGGUGAGGGUGUUUCGCUCGGCCCCCGUGUGUGCUCGACCGCCGCUCGGCCCCGGCCGCGGGCCGCCGCCGCCGCAGCCGUCGCCGCCUACGUGCAUGUGCUGGCCUGAGGCACGAUGGGGGCCACCGCCAGCCGUGACGACGACGCUGACGACGACACCGACGAUGAUCUUUCCAGCAGUCGGCGGCCAUCAAACACGACUGAUAGUGAAGUAGCAUGUGAAGAGGCAGCACGUCUGACGGCGGAAGAACAAGGCGACUAUGAUUACGCAGAGGAAUACUGCGAUUACCACGAUAUCCCGCCACCUCCAGAUGGAGGCUACGGCUGGGUGGUGGUAUUCGCCAGUUUUAUGUGUAACAUGAUUGUUGAUGGCAUAGCGUACACCUUCGGUAUUUUCAAUCCUCAGUUCGUCACAUAUUUUGAGGAACCUGUUGGCAAAACUGCGUGGGUGGGUUCGCUGUUAUCCGGCAUGUACUUAGCAGCUGGGCCGGUGGUUAGCGCGUUAACGAACAAAUAUGGCUGCCGAGCUGUAUGCAUUGCCGGUAGUUUAAUAUCAACGAUUGCGUUUGUUCUGUCCAUCUUCAGUCCGAAUGUGAAUGUCCUAAUGGUGACCUAUGGUGUGAUGGGUGGGUUUGGAUUUGGGUUGAUUUAUCUGCCAGCCGUAGUCUGUGUUGGGUACUACUUUGAGACCAAACGGUCUCUGGCUACUGGUAUUGCAGUAUGUGGUUCUGGAGUGGGGACGUUUGCGUUCGCACCUCUGGCGUCCGCCUUGAUAGAUGCCUACGAUUGGAAGGGUGCUAAUUUGAUUCUAGCUGGAUUGAUCCUCAACUGUGCGGCGUUUGGUGCACUCAUGAGACCCUUAGAAUAUCCUAAAGAAUCCGGGGAGAAGCCACUAUUGCAACGCAUGGCGGAAGAGCGACGUAUUCAAAUGGAGCGCGGGUCUAUUGGUGGUUCCUACUUUAUGGUACAAUUACCUGAUGGUACCAUGGAGAAACGCCAGAAACAACCGCUUAAUAUUGACCCAGGUGUACACUCUAGUUUUAACCUCGAUCAACUGGGACCUGGGACACCUAUGUCUACCAUUCCUACAGUCCCAACACUACCGACCAUCACCGAAGUCAAAAUGCAGGAGGUCAAUAGUGGGACGAACUCAUCGUCUGGUUCCCACAGUGAGUUGUUAAAGAAUUCGCGGAAUACUAGAGUUGAAGAAAUGAAAAAUGGAGAUGGCCGAAAGGGUUCGACAGAUUCAAGUGGCGAGUUUGAUGGGGGCAGACUUCCAAGGAAUGCUAGCCAACCUGCAUUCACUACACACGUUCAGGGAUUGCCUAAAAAUGGUUCAGUGCCAUUUUUCGACCGUAUGCGAAAACCUUCAGUCGGUGAACGCUUUAAGCCUACUUUGAACCCUAUCAAGUCUAGUUCCCGCGGUACGAUGAGCUCCAAUGCGGAUAUUAAGAGAAGCAUGAGGUCCUUUGGGAGUCGAAACAACAAUAGUGAUGAUACUGAAAGUGUUGGUUUCGCUUCUUCGAAAAUGUCUCUCGCGAGAGAGAAGCCGCAGAUGGUGCGACCACUGUCUCGUAAGGACAUCUUUUACUCAGGAUCAGUUCUGAACCUGCCGCAAUAUCAGUCGAAGCAAUCGCUCGCCAGUUACCGCCAGAGCGUCGUCAGCAUUCCGAAAGCAAGCCGUGGCGAGAUGGGCGAUGUUGAGAAACAAGAACAAUAUGAUUUGUGUCCUUGUCUAGUAUUACCUGACAGUUUCAAAUCUGCUUUGGGACAGUUAAUGGAUGUCUCCCUGUUGAAAAAUCCGGUGUUCAUGUUGAUUGCCAUUUCGAAUUUGUUUGGAAUGGCCGGACUCUAUGUUCCAUUUGUUUAUCUUGUAGAAUGCGCCAAGUUAGAUGGUAUUGAUAAAGAAAGCGCUUCCUUCUUAAUCUCCAUCAUCGGCAUCACAAACACCUUCGGCCGUAUCGCCUGCGGUUACUUCGCGGAUUUCCCGCAGGUGAACGCGCUAUUUGUUAACAACAUCUGCCUUGUGAUUUCUACCAUUGCGGUAGCUCUGACGCCAUUUUGUCAUUCGUACGGUGCUUACAUCACGAUGGCCAUUUUCUUUGGUCUUGCAAUUUCCGGCUAUAUUUCGCUAACUUCAAUUAUCCUCGUGGACUUGCUUGGUUUAGACAAAUUGACAAAUGCAUUCGGUCUACUGAUUCUUUUCCGUGGUGCUGCCGCCAUUGUGGGUUCCCCACUAGCUGGAGCAUUAUACGAUAGUACACAGUCGUAUUCCGUUCCAUUCUUCGUCGCUGGUGGAUUGUUUGCCGUUUCGGCAGUGGCGAGCUUCCUCGCGCCGUGUGCGAAACGUUUUGCUCCGGAUACUGCUCAACCUGCCGGAGCGGACGAUGCGCUCACGCCGAUCGACGAGGAUGAAGAGGAAGAAGAUGGGCCGAUCACCAUCGGCAAGAACAUCCCAAUGAUUAUCGCGCAGAGCCCCGGCGAGCACGAAAUCAAGCAGAUUGAGUCCGUGUUGUAGAGUUUUAACAGAAGGGAGCUAAUAUUGUACAUAUUAUUACCUAGGACUUUUUCAUCAUUUCGUUUUGAGCGACGCCAUUUUGUACGCACAUUUAAAUUAUAAAAUGGCGCCGGCGGCGUAUGCGAUGGGAAGAAAACUAAUGACGUCGUCUAUUACUAUUCAAUAAUUAAUUUCUAGUUCAUACAAAUAAUAUUUUAAACAAAUGUUUUACUUCAUAUUUAAGGUAAAAGCUGGCGAUGCAGAGUUUUAUAACACAGCGGAGGUAUUUUCUAUGUUGCAUCAAACAUGUGUGUUUUUACGAGAGCCAGUAUUUGAGUGCUAGUGUAGGAUGAUGAUUAAAAGAUGACUUACGAUUAUUUUUGAGGCACACAGCCCUCCCGUGAAACAGUUUCGUGCCAAUUCAAAAGCGCAAACACACACACAUACUAUUUGUGUAUUUAUUAUUAUGUUGUCUAAGCUUCUAAUUCUUGUUGAUGAAUUGUUGAAAAUCAAAAAUUAAUUCUAUUCUUGUAGCCGAAACAAACAAAUUAUCUUUAUAUUGAUUAAUUUCGUAUGCAUGACAUGAACGUAGUAUGUGAGCGCGAAUGAUACGAAUGUACGAACUCCUCAACGUGAUUGUUACCGAGGAAAUAAGAGUCAUGUCCAAUUCAUACAUAAACGCGAUCGUAGCAACUUUUUAAAUGUGCUCAGGAUUAACGGACAGAGUAUUUAUUGAGUUACCACAAUGUAAGAUUAAGGGAAUGAAAAACACUGACGACGAAUGAGUUAGAGUUAAUAACGAAGUGGAUACAGAAUUAUUCUAGAUACGAAAACGCAAUUAAAUUUGAAGCAAAAACAAUACGCGCUAAACGUGUAGGCUGACUGUUAGCCUUGUUAAAUAGAAGAACUUAGUACCUGUGCACCACAUAUUACUCUUAUUAUUCAAUCAUUGUAUUAUAUUAUAUGAUAAAUGUAUCUAUAAGUAUAAACAAUUUUCAUUUCAUGGUAUUACUUAUGAAAAGAACAAGAAAUAUAUACAAAAUGUGAUCUCUUAAAGUA
Messenger RNA from Dalotia coriaria, 3979 nucleotides. Its product is annotated as monocarboxylate transporter 14. Bases 539 to 2941 code for a protein of 800 amino acids. Gene Ontology annotation, biological process: transmembrane transport; monocarboxylic acid transport. Lineage: Eukaryota; Metazoa; Arthropoda; Insecta; Coleoptera; Staphylinidae. Gene Ontology annotation, cellular component: membrane. Gene Ontology annotation, molecular function: monocarboxylic acid transmembrane transporter activity. The record is from RefSeq and is a predicted model, not a curated record. The transcript is spliced from 6 exons.